Zingiber officinale is the source of this 1392-nucleotide messenger RNA. Its product is annotated as serine/threonine-protein kinase-like protein At5g23170. The record is from RefSeq and is a predicted model, not a curated record. Gene Ontology annotation, molecular function: protein kinase activity; ATP binding. The coding region runs from base 170 to 1225 and encodes 351 amino acids. The transcript is spliced from 2 exons. NCBI's taxonomy places the organism in Eukaryota, Viridiplantae, Streptophyta, Magnoliopsida, Zingiberales, Zingiberaceae. Gene Ontology annotation, biological process: protein phosphorylation. Gene Ontology annotation, cellular component: plasma membrane.
UAAUUAGUCAAUGCAAAAUUCAAGAAGAUCGUAUUUCUGCAUAGUAAAACUCUGAUCAAUACGGAGGGAAGGGCCAAAGAAAAGUGCAGUUGGCAUCUCUCCUUCCACUUUGGCAGCUCACAAGUUAAAGCAGUCAUCGACGACAAAGGGAUCAAAUAGUUAAAGAAGAAUGAAGGAGUUCAGCUACGAGGAAAUUGAAGAGGCAACCAAGAGCUUUGAUCCCUCGCAGUUGAUUGGGAAAGGAAGCCAUGGAAGUGUCUACAGAGGCACGCUCAAAGACGGGCGGAGCGUCGCAGUCAAGAAGCCAUGGGAAGGAAUUCAAUCAUUUGAGAACCACACCAAACUAAACAACGAGGUCGACCUUCUCGCUUCCCUCAUUAAUCCAAUCUCCGUCGUCUAUUUCGUGGGGUUCAGUCGAUCUUCUACGAGCAAGCUCCUCGUCAUGGAGUUGAUGCCCAAUGCCUCCCUCCACGACCUCCUCCACUCCUCCCCGACUCCGCCGACGUGGUCCCGCCGUGGCACCAUCGCUCUCCAAAUCGCCCGCGCCGUCCUCUCCCUCCACGCGGCUUCGCCGACGGCGGUCAUCCACCGCGACGUGAAGUCCGCCAACGUGUUGCUGGAUGGCAAAUGGAACGCCAAGCUCUGCGACUUCGGCCUCGCGGUGAGGCAUGGGAGCGGCGGCGACCACUCGGUGACGCCGCCCGCCGGCACCAUCGGCUACAUGGAUCCCCAUUACACGGAGUCCGGGAAGUUGGGUCCGGAUAACGACGUGUACAGCUUCGGGGUGGUGCUGUUGGAGCUCAUCAGCUCGAGCAAGGUGAUGGACGCGGAGCGGGAUCCUUCUUCGAUCGUUGCGUGGGUCUUGCGGAUGGUGAGAGCUGAUCGGAGUGCCGGAAUUUACGACGAGAGAGUGUCGUUGCCGGAGUACAUGAGGAGGCCGGUUGGUAGGAUGCUCAGAGUGGCCUUGAAAUGUGUGUCGGAGAAAGCAGAGAGGAGGCCGGCGAUGGGGGAAGUGGUGAGGGAGCUGCAGGGGGUGGUGGAAGGGCUGACGGCGUGGCCGGUGUGGGGCUGCGUGAGGAAUAAGGUGUCGAAGAAAGUGCAGGGAUGUGUCCGAGCGUGGAAGAAGCGCGCAGAGAAAAGAGUGAGCACAGCUUCAAGGAUCGUGUGCAGAGAUCACCUGGUGGAUGGUGGAGAGAAUGAUUAUGGAUCUUCGGCAAUGGCAUGAGUAUGCGAAGUAUUUGAGUUUAUUACUGAAGGAUAUCUUUUGAUGUACGUUAACAUUAUGGUCACAAUUGGCCGUCGUCGUGGCGACUUCAAAACUAUAGAUGAAUCAACCCAUUACCGACAGAAUGUAUUUAUGAAGAAGUCCGAAUCUACUUGUCAUUUUCAACA